Messenger RNA from Tetrahymena thermophila SB210, 258 nucleotides. RefSeq lists its product as hypothetical. Lineage: Eukaryota; Ciliophora; Oligohymenophorea; Hymenostomatida; Tetrahymenidae. The transcript has a single exon. The record is from RefSeq and is a predicted model, not a curated record.
AUGUUUGUUUUUACUCAUUAACAACAAGUUAUCAGUACAAACAGAAACAAAAAGGCCAAAGAAAGAUUAGAAACAAAGAUGAAGAAGAGUGAAGGAAUAAGUUAGAAAAAGGAUAAAGAAUUUGAAGAAUAGGAAAGAAAAUCUGUUAUUCCUGACUCAAUAUCAUUAAAAAAAUAAAAUAUUCAGCAGAUCUUUUUCAUUUAUGAUAAAUUAAAAACUCAAAAAUAAAACAAAUUUAAAUAUUACAAAACUAGUUGA